CUCAAAUGGCUGACCAGUAAUGAUGUCUUCGAGAUCAAGGAUGAGAUCGAAGAAGUGAACCGAAAAAUGUUGGAUAAACUGCUCAAUGAUAACGACUUCGUGGCCGUCUAUUUCUAUGAGAAGGACUGUUACGACUGCGAGGAAGUGUUGCAUGAGUUGGAGCACAUCGACGACGAGUGCGAUGACCUGGACAUCAUGUUUGUCAAGAUAAGGGACAGUCGGUACGCCAGGAAGUAUGGCAUCAGCGAAGUGCCGGCGCUCGUCAUGUUCAGAAAAAAGUUUCCGGCUAUUUAUCGCGGCGAUCUGAUGCGUGAGGAGGACGUGUUGGAGUGGUUGCGGAAAAACAGGUACAGACACCCGGAGCUGAAUCUGUUUAUGUAUGCCUUGGCAUCGAUUACCGGUGCGUUCAUUGUCUAUACUCUGUUCCUCAUAUUUUGCAUAAAGGCGCCCAAAAGUGCCACCAAAAAAGACUAAUAAGUGUAGCCAAAAGUCAUCAAAAACUACUACUCCAUCGACAUCACCAUCAAAAUCACCAAAACCUAAAUGAACCGAUCGAUUGGGGGAAUGGGAUGCAA
This is a messenger RNA of Oppiella nova, 575 nucleotides long. Lineage: Eukaryota; Metazoa; Arthropoda; Arachnida; Sarcoptiformes; Oppiidae. The record is from the annotation of a GenBank genome assembly.